AUGGCGUCCGUGACCUCCACCAUGCGCACGGCGCAACACAUCAGAUGCUCGGCGAAGACGAUGGGCGCGUCGAAGCGACGCGCGGCUGCGAAGCCGGUGCGCAGAGACGUCCGCGCGCACGAGUACGGCGCCUCGUCGACGUCCAUGUACACGACGACGGAGAAGCAAGAAUCGUACCCGAGCCUGGAGAAUAUUCUUGAAAGACACUGCAAGGAUGAGAUGCUCCGUAAGGUUAUCGUCGAGAUGCUCGACUGCUGCGCGGACAUCACGGAGGCGUUGCGCUCGGCGCUCGUCACCGUCGAGGGCAGCUCGAACGCGUUCGGCGACUCUCAGUUGUCCGUCGACGUGAUCGCGGAUAACCUGAUGUGGGACUGCGUGAAGAGCUCGGACGUCGUCGCGUACGGCGCCUCCGAAGAAGAGCCGGAGAUUGUUGCCUGCAACCCGAACGGCGAGUACACCGUGUGCUGGGAUCCGCUCGACGGCUCCUCCAUCGUCGACAAUAACUGGGCUGUCGGCACCAUCAUCGGUAUCUGGGACUCCAAGUCGGGCACCGGCGCUGACGGCUUGCUCGGCGCCACCGGCCGUGACCAGCGCACGUCUCUCGUCGCGCUCUACGGCCCGCGCACCACGGUCAUCGUCGCCCUCGACGACGGCGUGUUCGAGUUCUCCUACGGCUGCACCCCGGAGGGCUGCCAACUUCCGGACGGUAGCUUCGAGCCGUGGAUCUGCUCUCGCCUUGACAUCAAGAUCAAGGAAGACUCCAAGAUCUUCUCCCCGGCGAACAUGCGCGCCGCGCAAGACACCGAAGGCUACAAGAACCUCCUCGACUACUACAUGGACUCCCGCUACACCCUCCGCUACUCCGGUGGCCUCGUUCCGGAUGUGUACCAGCAGUUCACCAAGAACCAAGGCGUGUUCUCCAACCCGACAUCCGCCAAGUCCCCGGCGAAGCUUCGCCUCGCGUUCGAGGCCGCUCCGUUCGGUCUCUUGGUCGAAAAAGCUGGCGGUAAGACCUCCGACGGUGUCACCGGCGGCUCCAUCUUGGACGUCCAAAUUAACGCCGUGGACCAACGUUGCGCGCUCUGCAUCGGCUCCGCCAACGAAGUCGAUCGCUUCAACAAGAUCGUGCUCGGUAAGUAA
Molecule: messenger RNA, 1140 nt
Organism: Ostreococcus tauri
Lineage: Eukaryota; Viridiplantae; Chlorophyta; Mamiellophyceae; Mamiellales; Bathycoccaceae
Product: Fructose-1,6-bisphosphatase class 1/Sedoheputulose-1,7-bisphosphatase
Exons: 2
Coding region: 1-1140 (379 amino acids)
Biological process (GO): fructose metabolic process; fructose 1,6-bisphosphate metabolic process; gluconeogenesis
Cellular component (GO): cytoplasm
Molecular function (GO): fructose 1,6-bisphosphate 1-phosphatase activity
Source: RefSeq, a predicted model, not a curated record